This is a messenger RNA of Brassica rapa (field mustard), 5076 nucleotides long. RefSeq names its product subtilisin-like protease SBT3.4. NCBI's taxonomy places the organism in Eukaryota, Viridiplantae, Streptophyta, Magnoliopsida, Brassicales, Brassicaceae. Gene Ontology annotation, biological process: proteolysis. Gene Ontology annotation, molecular function: serine-type endopeptidase activity. The record is from RefSeq and is a predicted model, not a curated record.
AAAAGUAUAUUUUUUGUUACUUAAAGAUAUCUUUUAAAUGGAAUAUUACUAUUUUGUGAACUUUCCUUUUUUUAUGAAAUAAUAUUAUAUAUACAUAUAUUUUUUCGUUUUUAAAUUAUUUUUAAAACUUUAUAAAUGUUUCCUUUUUAUUUAUAUUGUUAUUUGGAAAAUUUUAAAAAGUAAAAAAUAAUAUUUAAAUGUAUUUUUUAAUUUUAUUAGGGGUAUCGUAGUAAUCAACCACCGUGAGAGUUAACGUGAACGUGACACGUAGGAAAGUGACUCCUCAAAUAAUAUUAUAGAGAUAAGGGAAAUUGAAAGCUCCGAAAUGACAAGGAACCAUUCCAAGAUACGAUAGUGUUUAACAUCUUGGAAUGUGACAUGUAUAUAAAUGCUUGUGCUUCUUCAUAUAGUUUUCCAUGUAGAUUGCAAAUCCAAUUUUUUUCUUUCAUGGUAUGAGGAAUUUUAGAUCAUCAGUUCUUGUGGUGCUAAGUCUGAUCAUAGUUUCCAAUGUCGCACGGGCUAGUGCUGAGACUAAGAUUCAUAUAGUGUAUCUGGGUGAGAAGCAGCAUGAUGAUCCCAAGCUUGUCACAGAAUCCCAUCACCAGAUGUUGUCGUCACUUCUUGGAAGUAAAGAGGAUGCGCAUGACUCAAUGGUGUAUAGUUACCGGCAUGGAUUCUCAGGGUUUGCAGCAAGGCUCACCAAGUCCCAAGCCAAGAAGAUUUCUUAUUCACCGGAAGUUGUUCAUGUCAUGCCGGAUAGUUACUAUGAACUCGCGACAACUCGAACUUGGGACUACUUAGGCCUGGGUACUGCAAAUCCGAAGAAUCUCCUAAAUAAUACAAACAUGGGUGACCAAGUUAUCAUUGGCGUUGUUGACACAGGAGUGUGGCCUGAGUCUGAAUCAUUUAAUGACGAUGGAGUUGGACCAAUACCGAGCCAUUGGAAAGGAGGAUGUAUACCAGGAGAAAAUUUCAAAUUAACUAAUUGCAACAAAAAACUCAUAGGAGCCAAGUAUUAUAUCAAUGGAUUUCAAUCCGAAAUUGAUGGAUUCAACUUCACAGAAUCACCUGACUACAGUUCUGCUAGAGACUUCGUUGGCCAUGGAACGCAUGUAGCCUCUACUGCAGGUGGUUCAUACAUUCCUGACGUAAGCUACAAGGGACUCGCUAGAGGAACCAUGAGAGGUGGUGCACCUCGUGCUCGCAUAGCGAUGUACAAGGCUUGUUGGUAUCUAGAAGAACUAGGCGGAGUGACUUGUUCAUCUUCUGACAUCUUGAAAGCAAUUGACGAUGCUAUUCAUGAUGGUGUUGAUGUCUUGUCACUCUCUCUAGGUAGUCGAAUUCCUCUGAAUUCCGAAACCGAUCUGCCUGAUGCGAUUGCUAUUGGAUCAUUCCAUGCAGUUGCAAAAGGUAUUACAGUUGUUUGUGCUGGUGGUAACGCUGGCCCAUCAGCUCAGACCAUUGCAAACACGGCUCCUUGGAUAUUAACAGUGGCUGCAACCACUCUAGACCGGUCAUUCGCCACACCUAUUAUACUUGGGAACAAGAAAGUGAUAUUGGGUCAAGCAAUGUACACAGCCCCAAAUCUUGGUUUCACUAGUUUGGUUUACCCAGAGGAUCCAGGGAACAGUAAUGAGACAUUUAACGGUGACUGUGAGUCCCUUAAUUUUAUCCCCAUCCGUGCAAUGGCUGGGAAAGUUGUGCUGUGUUUCACAAUAUCAAGACGUUACACUACUCUAUCGGGAGAUGCAUCUUUUGUGAAAAGAGCAGGCGGUCUUGGCCUGAUCAUCGCAAGAACCCCAGGGUACACUGUAAGUCCAUGUAAAGAUGAUUUCCCGUGUGUGGCCGUUGACUACGAGCUUGGCACAGAUAUCCUUUUCUACAUACGUUCCACUAGAUCCCCUGUCGUGAAGAUACAACGUUCUAGAACAAUCGUAGGACAGCCUGUAGGGAUAAAGGUGGCAACUUUCUCAUCAAGAGGACCUAACACCAUUUCCCCAGCGAUUCUAAAACCAGACAUAGCAGCACCAGGAGUGAACAUAUUGGCUGCUACAUCUCCCAAUGUCACCAACAAUGCUGGAGGAUUUGCUAUGUAUUCAGGAACAUCGAUGGCAGCUCCAGUUAUUUCAGGAGUGGUUGCACUUCUCAAAGCUUUGCAUCCUAAUUGGUCCCCUGCGGCUUUACGAUCAGCUAUUGUCACUACAGCUUGGAGAACAGAUCCGUCUGGAGAGCAGUUACCUGCAGAAGGGUCAUCUCGCAAAGCAGCUGACCCGUUUGAUUACGGUGGAGGCCUUGUGAACCCAGAGAAAGCUGCAGAACCAGGUCUCAUAUACGACAUGGGCCCAAAAGACUACAUUCUCUACUUGUGCUCGGCCGGUUACAACGACUCAUCUAUCUCUCAGCUUGUCGGAAAAGUAACAGUCUGUUCAAACCCUAAACCUUCUGUUCUCGAUAUGAACUUGCCUUCAAUCACAAUUCCAAACCUCAAAGAAAAAGUUACCCUCACCAGAACAGUCACUAACGUUGGGCCAGUUAAUUCUGUCUACAAAGUCGUGGUCGAGCCUCCGCUUGGGGUUAGAGUGGUUGUGACGCCGAAGAAACUAGUGUUUAACUCCAAAACCAAAAGGGUCUCCUUCAAGGUACGAGCAUCGACCACGCACAAAAUCAACACUGGGUACUACUUUGGAAGCUUGAUUUGGACUGACAAUGUGCAUAACGUGACUAUUCCUGUGUCUGUGAGAACACAGAUUCUGCAAAACUACUUCGAUGAGAACUGAUGAUUUAUUAUGUGUUUGCAAAAACAAAGCUUUAACUAGGUGAUAACCCGCGCCAUGCGCGGAGUGAAUAAAUUUAAGAGUUUAGUAAUUUGAAGUAAUCUAUAUUAUAAAGGUACACUACAAAAAAAUAGUAAAUAUUCAAAAAUAAAAUGUUAGUCAAAAUUACACGUUUCACUAACAAAUUAAUUUUUUUUUUUAAACUUGUUUAUAUUUUAGAUUAUUUCUCCUAUAAGUAAUGGAAGAGAGUCAAUAAGAGUGAUAAGAGUAAACAAAAAACUAAUAUAAAUCAAUUAUGAAUUAAAGAUAGAAAGCAACAUAAGCAAUAAUAAUAAAACCCUGCAGAAUCAAAAUAUAAUUUAAAAAAAAAAUUGAGGAAACAUGACUGUUGUGAUUGUUUGAAUGCAGUGUGGUAAAGUAGUAUUGAGAAGGAGAUAAUUGUGAGAAUAUAGCUACGAGGCCAAGUAUAUAUAUAUGCAAGGUGCCUAGGUCUAGAAUAAACUCGACGCAAUUAAUAGCCACAUUAAAAUCAUUAUUAUUCAAAAUCGAUAUCACAAUAUAUUUGUUGCAAGGUUCCGAAAAUUACACGAUAUGUAUGUUGUAUUUUAGGAAACAAACCUGGUACAUGGAUUCUAAAUUAAUAUUUGAAAGCAAUCAGUGAUUAUGUCACAUGUGUCUUUCGAAAUUUAAGUCACUUAGAUUUUUAGUUUCCAUUUUUUUUGUAUGAUUCUACUACUAUGGUUUCCUAAUACCAUAAAAGCAUUUUAUUUGAUACAAAUAUAAACAAAUUAUAGUCAUUUACGCAUUUAGAUUCCUAAUGUGUGAUACAUUGAGGAGAUUACCAAUUAAAAACCACCGAGUAAUCCGUGAUUUACAGAGGAUUUGAUGUAUUUUAAAUAAAUUUAGUGUAUCAAUAGAAUAAUUAAGGGAAUCACCCCCAUAUUGCAGGUUUCAACUAUAACUACAAUUAUAAAUUAUAAAUGACAUAAUCAACGUAUGAAGAUCACGUAAAUCAUGUGGGUUGUGAUGGAAGUAAAUCGUGAUUGAGAAUUCAUAUUUGAUGUUUUAGGAAAAUACAUCAAGCGAAUCAAUGUCCAAAUUAUUGUGUUUGAUUUUUUUCAUAUAUUUAAUAUAUUUCUACAUGCGUAAUACACAAAUAGACAUAGUGUAUUAUAUGGUUUUUAAUAUUUCUAUAUUUUUAUAUAUGCGUAAUACACAAAUCGACAUAGUCUAUUUUGUCUUAACCCAAAAUUUUAUAUGGAUUCUUAUCAAAUAAAUUAACAUCAAACUUGACUAACUUAAAACCAGUUCAAACGAUCACUUCAAUUUAGAUUAUAGUUUUCAAUAUUAUAUAAAGUAAAGUGAUCGUUUGAUGUUAUCAAGCCAAAUAUAUUUAAUUGUAUUUUCCCCUAAAUAUAUAAAAUAUAAUAUGAUUCGAAGUCUCAGAUCUUUUUGAUUUAAUAAGAUAGAUGUCGAAUGCUACAUGAUUAAUAUAAAUGUAUAUAGACUUUUAAACCUUCGAUGAGUAAAUCAAAUGUUACAUUUGCUAUAUUCCGUGUAAUAAAACAUGGAAAAUAUUAAUGCGCAAACAUAAAUCGUACACAUUUUAUAUUGUAAUGACCAAUGGCAUAUGUUGUAAUAAAUCUAGUUAACCAAGGGUUUUUGAAUAUAGGUUGUGAGAGUGUUUGUGAGACUGACACGUAGGAAAUGACACUCUUGUAAAUCACACAUGAACUAAAGGUUAUUUAUUUUUAAUGCUUCUCAAAUAAUAUAUAAGAGAAAAUCAAAGUUGAUUUGGGGAUAUUAUUCUGUUCUCUUAUCCUUCUAUAAACAAAUAAAUUUGCUUAAAUUUUAAUUUUUCUUUUUCUACGAGAAACAUAUUAGCCUUCAUCAAACACAGUGACAACACCAUAGUCUAGAUACAUUCUGGAUUACCCUUGUUGAGCGCUUGAAACUCUUUUGACUCACAACUUCCUUACUUCCAAAUAAUAAUAGGACAAAUUAAAAAAAAAAAUUAAUGUGUCUAUUGAAUAUUCAUCCCAUCUAUUAAAAAUUAUUUUGUCAAUUCUCGAUUAGUAGUUCUUGUUUAAAUGUAGGAAAAAUUGGCAAAUUGGGCAAAUCGCAAGUUUGAUAUUAGGGAGUUGGGACACCUCAAGUUUAAAUUAGCAAAUUGGGUAAAUCGUCUUUUCGAGAAGUGUGAAAUAUCGACAGAGGGCGCGCGUGGUUCUUGAUAUUACGACUGUGCCACCACUUAUUUUUUUAUUUAAAAAAUAAAAAAAAGACCUAAUAAAAGCAAAAAAAA